This is a messenger RNA of Didymella exigua CBS 183.55, 735 nucleotides long. RefSeq lists its product as uncharacterized. Lineage: Eukaryota; Fungi; Ascomycota; Dothideomycetes; Pleosporales; Didymellaceae. The coding region runs from base 1 to 735 and encodes 244 amino acids. The record is from RefSeq and is a predicted model, not a curated record. The transcript has 3 exons.
AUGACAGGCAUCCUUUGCGUCUGGGCUGCAAAUUUGCCAGAAUGUUCUGAACAAUGGUACGAAGACGAGUACAUCCCAGAGGUGUUAUCUCGCCAUUCAGACAGGGCCCUACUGGCUGAGAUGGUUGAAACCCCCUUUGACAAAGAACUCGAAGGUGUUGGAACAAGAGAUGCUGUGUUUAAGAGCCUGGUGUUGUAUGAAAUCGCGGAAGUCCCAAAGAUCAUAAACGCGACAUACGAUAAAAGCAACCAUCCUGUAAUGGAUGGGCUACUCAGGGAGACCAGGUUUGAUACCAGACCCUACGAACUGAUCAAGAGCUGGCAAUCCGACGACGAUUGGAAUGGCGAUGCUGCGGACGUUGUUUCGAUACUUUUCUUCGAAUGGCAGCCUCACGCGGGCUUCGAAGAGGAGGUGGUCGGAUACUACGAACGUGAGAUGGGCUAUUUGCUUUGCCAGGCUGUAGAGACGCUACGAGUGCGAUGGUUCCAGAUCAAGAAUGCUACGGUGCUGAAAGGUAAUUUGUAUAAUACCUUAAAGAGCGAGGACUUGCACACCUACAUGUGCUUGGUAGAGAUGAGCUGCGAGGAAUGGCCUUGGAUUGAGUUUUUCGAGAUCAAUGAGCUACCUGGGUGGAAGAAAUACUUCGAAGACCAGAGACGCGUGAGAUGGCAAGUCAGCCAAUAUGUGGUGAAACGCAGCUAUCCUGACGCGGAGGGUGACGAAGAUGACGCAUGA